Homo sapiens (human) is the source of this 2248-nucleotide messenger RNA. It is a transcript of the gene ELOC, whose product is annotated as elongin C. Lineage: Eukaryota; Metazoa; Chordata; Mammalia; Primates; Hominidae. Gene Ontology annotation, biological process: protein ubiquitination; ubiquitin-dependent protein catabolic process. The coding region runs from base 399 to 737 and encodes 112 amino acids. The record is from RefSeq and is a predicted model, not a curated record. Gene Ontology annotation, cellular component: Cul5-RING ubiquitin ligase complex; elongin complex; ubiquitin ligase complex. The transcript has 7 exons.
GGGAGAAGAGGGCGGCGGGACCUUUCCUGGCGCCGCUCGCAGUUUACAUGUGGAUUUAUUCAUUCUGGAGAUACAAUGGCAAGGAAACAGCUGUGGAUCAUCAGGGAAGGAAGACCUCUCUGAGGAGUUGAUGUUUUACCUGGAGACCUAAAUGAUGAGGAUUUAAAAGCUUUUCGGACAACAGCAAUUACAAAUGCAAAGACCUUGAGAGUCUUGCUGUGUGGCCCAGGCUGGAGUGCCCGGCUGGUCUCAAAUUCCUGACCUCAAGUGAUCUCCCUCCCAAAGUGUUGCGAUUGCAGGUGUGAGCCACUGCACCUGGCUGCUGAGAAAUCUUUGCCUACAGUGAGGGAAACUACUAAAGUUCCUGGGGAAGCAAAGUAGAAUUUCAUAAGAACAAAAUGGAUGGAGAGGAGAAAACCUAUGGUGGCUGUGAAGGACCUGAUGCCAUGUAUGUCAAAUUGAUAUCAUCUGAUGGCCAUGAAUUUAUUGUAAAAAGAGAACAUGCAUUAACAUCAGGCACGAUAAAAGCCAUGUUGAGUGGCCCAGGUCAGUUUGCUGAGAACGAAACCAAUGAGGUCAAUUUUAGAGAGAUACCUUCACAUGUGCUAUCGAAAGUAUGCAUGUAUUUUACGUACAAGGUUCGCUACACUAACAGCUCCACCGAGAUUCCUGAAUUCCCAAUUGCACCUGAAAUUGCACUGGAACUGCUGAUGGCUGCGAACUUCUUAGAUUGUUAAAUAAAAUAAAUUAUAAUAAACUGUUAACUCUUUUCAGUAUUUAAUACCUGUAGUUCAGUUAGUAACUUUUUCAUAUAUAGCAUGUUGCCUGUAUGCAGUUGAACUAUAUAAAGUUCAUUGCAAAGCAGAUUAUCUUGUUUUUUUGCAUAGCAAUCAAAGUUGAAAUUUGUUUGCUACAUCAACAAAUUAAGGACAUUUUCACAAACUGAGAAAUAAACAAAUAUGCCAAUUCGUAGGUGGUUUUGCCUUAUCCUUUGAAUGUGACUUAAAAUCAGCAAUGAUGAUAUAGUAAAUACUGAAAUUUAGGUGUAAAUCAAUACGUUCUACAGGGAAAUAAUGAGGCUAAGUAUUUUUAUGUUUUUAGUGGUUUUUUAGAAACCUAAUCUUAUAGCCGCCAUUAGCAUUACUAGAGUUAUGCAAAUAAUUGCAUUAUAAACAUGUUUAUAACUUAGCCAAAACAUUGAUUUUUAUAACUCUCCAAGUAUGAGUUGAAAUUUCUUAUGUCUUUUGAUAAACUGCAGUAUUCUUUAAGUGUACUUUGUCCUUUUGUUUAUUGCUACAAUUUAAGAACUUUAUUUAAAAACAAUUUUGGAAGGUUACUAGGUACAGCUUUUGCAGAAGAAACUGAACUGUAGCCAGAUGGUCAGCAAGUAAACUACAUGACUUAGAGUUCUUGUGCAUUAUACAUUUUGGGUAAUUCAAAGUACUGUAUUUGCAUUGACUAUAAAGCGUCGUUUGCAAUAUUUAUUCUUCCUUCAUAGUCCCUUGUUGUGAUUAUACUUCCAGUUGUUUAAAUGUAUUUUAAAAGACUCACUAUUAACUUUAUUCAGAUCUUAAAAGCUACACCUUUUUGAACUAUUCCAGUCUUUCUCCAUCCAAUUAGAAUGUUAUGGAAUAACAUGUGAAGAGAUACAGUGAAAAUCAUAUUAUAAUGCAUUGAAGAUAUCCUACAUGAAUUAUCUUCUAUUAAAAUAUGUCCCAAUAAAUAUACCCAUAAUCAGUGGGUCUUCUACUGAAAUCAAGCUCAUUCAGCUUUUCUAUUAAGCAGCCAAAAAAUUUUUUGAAAAAAUAUGACAGCAUCAUUCCUUAUGCAUGGGGAAAGAAGCACUGGAGAUGGGUUUAGUAUUGUCUUUAUCUCAGAGGUGGAACAAAGUUGUCAUUAUAGGGUCUAUAAACUUAAGUCUCCAGCUUAUUUGAGACUGGCUUAAUAUGGCUGAGCCCGGUGGCUCAUGCCUGUAAUCCCAGCACUUUCAGAGGACGAGGCGGGUAGAUCACUUGAGGCCAGGAGUUUGAGACCAGCCUGGCCACCAUGGCAAAACCCCAUCUCUACCAAAAAUGCAAAAAUUAGCUAGGCCAUGGUGGCACACGCCUGUAAUCCCAGCUACUUGUGAGGCUGAGGCAUGAGAAUCGCUUGAACCUGGGAGGUGGAGGUGGCAGUGAGCCGAGAUCGCACCACUGCACUCCAGCCUGGGUGACAGAGCGAGACUGUCUCAAAAAAAAAAAAAAAAAAA